Messenger RNA from Mytilinidion resinicola, 779 nucleotides. RefSeq names its product NAD(P)-binding protein. The record is from RefSeq and is a predicted model, not a curated record. Gene Ontology annotation, molecular function: oxidoreductase activity. The transcript has 3 exons. The coding region runs from base 9 to 779 and encodes 256 amino acids. NCBI's taxonomy places the organism in Eukaryota, Fungi, Ascomycota, Dothideomycetes, Mytilinidiales, Mytilinidiaceae.
CCAAUAUUAUGUCUUCUUUAAAGGACAAAGUGAUUGUUGUGUCUGGUGGGGCAUCUGGAAUUGGCCUCGUUACCGCGAAACUACUAGCUUCGAGAGGCGCUAGGGUGUCCAUUGGGGAUGUACAGGAAGGGCCAUUAGACGAAGCGGCGAAGGAGAUACGGUCUGCCGGCGGAGAGGUCAUGACGUUCAAGAUGGACGUCAGGGACCGGAAGCAGGUAGAUGCGUGGAUCGAUGCCACCGUCUCGAAAUUUGGGAAAUUAAACGGUGCUGCCAAUUUGGCUGGAGUGACUGGGAACGCUAUUGGAAUCAAGACCGCUGCGGAUAUUGAAGAUUCUGAUUGGGAUUUUGUAAUAGGUGUUAACCUUACUGGUUUAAUGUACUGCCAAAGAGCUCAGCUUCAGAACAUGGAGAAUGGUGGCUCCAUUGUCAAUGCUGCUUCGGUUGCGGGCAUAUCAGGCCGAGCAAAGAAUGCCUCGUAUUCAGCCAGUAAGCAUGGCGUGGUCGGUCUUACACGAAGUGCCGCAAAAGAUAUGGGAUCUAGAGGCAUCAGGGUGAAUGCCAUUGCUCCCGGCACGAUAGAGACCCCAAUGGUCGCUAAGGCACGAGAAAUCGCGGGCGCUGGCAAUCCAAACGUCACUUUUAACAAUUAUGCCCAUACGGCGCUAAACAGGCCAGGGAAGCCAUCGGAGGUAGCAACUUUGGUAGCCUUCCUUCUGGGGGAUGAGUCCACUUUCAUAACGGGAGCGAUUCAUUCGGUUGACGGGGGAUGGAUAUGCUGA